Vitis vinifera (wine grape) is the source of this 612-nucleotide messenger RNA. Its product is annotated as casein kinase 1-like protein HD16. The transcript is spliced from 2 exons. The coding region runs from base 1 to 612 and encodes 203 amino acids. NCBI's taxonomy places the organism in Eukaryota, Viridiplantae, Streptophyta, Magnoliopsida, Vitales, Vitaceae. Gene Ontology annotation, cellular component: cytoplasm; nucleus. The record is from RefSeq and is a predicted model, not a curated record. Gene Ontology annotation, biological process: endocytosis; peptidyl-serine phosphorylation; signal transduction. Gene Ontology annotation, molecular function: protein serine/threonine kinase activity; ATP binding.
AUGGCUGAGCAAUGUUUAGGGCCUGGGAUUGCUGUAAAUUUUGGUGAAUUGAAGGCUUUGGUUGGUGAUGAUGCUUCGGGCUGCCAUUGUGGUCCUCCAUAUGAGUGGCUGGUGUACAACACUCUGGGUGGCAGUCAUGGAGUGCCUAAAGUACACUAUAAAGGAAAGCAAGGAGACUAUUAUGUGAUGGUUUUGGACAUACUAGGGCCUAGCUUAUGGGAUGUAUGGAAUUCUUCAGGGCAAGCGAUGUCUUCAGAAAUGGUAGCUUGUAUUGCAGUUGAGUCUUUAUCAAUCCUAGAGAAGACGCACUCACGAGGUUAUGUGCAUGGAGAUGUAAAAUCGGAAAACUUUUUACUGGGCAAGCCAUCUACACCACAAGAGAAGAAGUUGUUUCUUGUUGACCUUGGAUUAGCGACAAAGUGGAGGGACAGUGCUAAUGGGCAGCAUGUUGAAUAUGAUCAGCGGCCUGAUAUGUUUAGAGGAACUGUGAGAUAUGCUAGUGUUCAUGCUCACUUGGGAAGAACUGCCAACAGAAGAGACGAUCUAGAGUCUCUUGCAUAUACACUCAUCUUUCUUCUUGCCAAACGAUUUUUAUAUCUCCUUUGUUUUUAA